AUGGGUGGGAAAGGGGAGAAAAAACAAGGGUUUAUCAGGUACCUGAUAUUCCUACCUGAUACAGCUCUUCAGACCACCAUAUGGAGGUGGAUUUCUGGGAUCUUAGGAGUAACGUGCCUUUUGUUGAUGGCUACUUUGGGAAUUGUAUUGAAAAACAGUUAUGUGAAUAGUUCUUGCCCAGAAAGAUGGGUCGGAUAUCAAUGCAGCUGUUACUUCAUUUCCAGUGAAUUCAAAACAUGGAAUGAAAGUAGGGAUUUCUGUGAAUCUCAUAAUUCUACUCUACUUCAGGUGCACAAUGGAAAUGAAUUGGAUUUUAUGAAGUUUAACAAAUACCUUUACUGGAUUGGCGUCACCUACAGUGCAAAACUCAGAACCUGGGUGUGGCUGAAUGGCUCAUCUGUCUUGUCCCUGGAUCU
Messenger RNA from Condylura cristata (star-nosed mole), 416 nucleotides. Its product is annotated as natural killer cells antigen CD94-like. Lineage: Eukaryota; Metazoa; Chordata; Mammalia; Eulipotyphla; Talpidae. The record is from RefSeq and is a predicted model, not a curated record. The transcript is spliced from 4 exons. The annotation marks the transcript as partial. Gene Ontology annotation, biological process: stimulatory C-type lectin receptor signaling pathway; positive regulation of natural killer cell mediated cytotoxicity.